Molecule: messenger RNA, 995 nt
Organism: Anolis sagrei ordinatus
Lineage: Eukaryota; Metazoa; Chordata; Lepidosauria; Squamata; Anolidae
Gene: DUSP19
Product: dual specificity phosphatase 19
Biological process (GO): regulation of MAP kinase activity; protein dephosphorylation
Cellular component (GO): cytoplasm
Molecular function (GO): JUN kinase phosphatase activity
Source: RefSeq, a predicted model, not a curated record
CCAAUCCGAAGCCGGCUUUCUGUAGCCAAUCCAGAGCUGACUUUCACAAACACAAGGCUGUUCUGUUUGCCUGCCUGUGCCUGUUGCUUGCAGAUGGUUAGGUAUCUCUGGGGAAGAGCAAGGAAGGAAGGAAGGGUCGGUCCUGGGCACUUGCCUUUGCUUUGUGUUCGCCUCCCCUGGCCCAUGUGAUGCACUCGCUCACCCAGGAGAUCCGAUCCUUCUCCAAGACUAACCUGCGCAGGCAAUGCACCCGGGUGACCACUUUGACCGGGAGGAGGCUCAUCGAGACCUGGAAGGAUGCUCGGCUGCAGGCGGUGGAGGUGGCCGACGGCAAGGACGGCGGGGGGCCCGCCUGCGGAUACGUGCAGGACCUCAGCCUGGACCUCCAAGUCGGGCUCCUCAAGCCCUGGCUGCUUCUAGGAUCACAAGAUGCAGCUCAUGAUCUGGACACAAUGAAAAAAUACAAGGUCACCCAUGUUCUAAAUGUAGCCUAUGGAGUUGAAAAUCCCUUCCCUGAGGACUUUACAUACAAGAGCAUCCCUAUCUUGGACCUUCCUGAGACUGACAUUAUCUCCUAUUUCCCUGAAUGUUUUGAAUUUAUUGAGGAAGUUAAAUUAAAGGAUGGCGUGGUGCUUGUUCACUGCAAUGCCGGAGUUUCCCGUGCAGCAGCCAUCAUAAUUGGCUUCCUAAUGCACUCAGAAGGACUCGACUUUACUAGUGCCUUUUCUUUGGUGAAAAAUGCAAGGCCUGCUAUUUGUCCAAAUCCUGGUUUUAUGGAGCAGCUCCACAAAUAUCAACAGCUGAAUAACAACAAACGAGGGAACUUAAAUGAUUCAGACUGACGAGGAAAGAAAUAACCUUUCUGGUUGCACUGUAAUGAGAAAAUAAAGUGAACUUUUUGACUGUAAUGUUAUGGAAGAUGUCCAGAAUGACUAAUGGCAAACAUAUCCUUGCUUUUCAGUGUAUACUUUUAAAGCCACUUCACUUCACAUUAA